CUCUCUUAUCUUCUCUUAAAUCCCAUAUUUUCCCCAGAUUAUUUUCUUUUCUUUUCCUUCCCUCUUUUCUCAGGAAAGAACGAGAAAGGAAACUUGUUUAAGGUAUACCCAGAUCUUGUUCACUUCUUGGCUUCAGUUUGUCUCAAGGUUUUGAACAAUGGGUUCCUCUUGAAUUUCUGAAACAAGGGGAAAUAUUUGGUUUGGAGAGUGAUUUCAAUCAAAAGAUCCAAGCUUUAGUGAAAGAAAAAGAAAAUGAAAAUCCAGUGUGAUGUUUGUGAAAGAGCACAAGCAACAGUGAUAUGUUGUGCAGAUGAGGCUGCACUUUGUGCUAAAUGUGACGUUGAAGUUCAUGCAGCUAACAAGCUUGCAAGCAAGCACCAAAGGCUUCUCCUUCAGUGCCCUUCCGACAAGCUUCCUCCUUGUGAUAUUUGCCAGGACAAAGCAGCUUUCAUCUUUUGUGUUGAAGAUAGAGCCCUUUUCUGCCGUGAUUGCGACGAAUCGAUCCAUCCUGCCGGUAGCCUUGCCGCGAACCACCAAAGGUUCCUCGCCACCGGAAUCCGAGUCGCCUUGAGUUCGAGUUGCAAUAAUAAGACUGAAAACAAUGUGUUGGAGCCACCCACCAAGAGUGCACCUCAGACUUCAAUGAAAACGCCACAACAUCAGCACUCAAGCUUUGCUUCCCAAUGGGCUGUUGAUGAUCUGUUGGAACUCUCGGACAUUCAAUCUCUAAACAAGAAAGAGCAGUCUGAGCUUGGAGAGCUCGAAUGGCUAGCGGACAUUGGUCUUUUCGGUGAUCAAUUGCCUCAGGAGGCUUUAGCACCGGCCGAGGUCCCUCAACUUCCCAUACCGCAGUCGAACAACACUAACUUGUACCGACCGACCAAGUAUUCCAUGCCUCUUAAGAAGCCUAGAAUCGAGAUCCCAGACGAUGACGACGAGUACUUCACGGUCCCUGAUCUAGGAUGAGAUUGUAUGUGAUUUGAUCAAAUUAUAUGUUUAUAGUUUCAUAUGUACGCAUACCUAAGCCCGUAUGCAUCUCGUCUUGCUUUCCGAUUAUGUUGCCUUCAUUUUUCUUUA
This is a messenger RNA of Hibiscus syriacus, 1077 nucleotides long. Its product is annotated as B-box zinc finger protein 25-like. Gene Ontology annotation, molecular function: zinc ion binding. Gene Ontology annotation, biological process: regulation of DNA-templated transcription; photomorphogenesis. Gene Ontology annotation, cellular component: nucleus. The transcript has 3 exons. NCBI's taxonomy places the organism in Eukaryota, Viridiplantae, Streptophyta, Magnoliopsida, Malvales, Malvaceae. The record is from RefSeq and is a predicted model, not a curated record. The coding region runs from base 253 to 966 and encodes 237 amino acids.